AGAGCCGCCCGCGGGGCAGCCCGAAGCCGCCAUAGCAUCAUGGCGGCGUCACCGAGCUGAGCCGCUGCCCGCCCCUUCCGGAAGCGUCACGGUGCGCGCCGGAAGCGGAGGCCGGAGCGGGCAGAGGCGGAGGGCGCGGGGCGAGCGAGAUGCCGGUAACCGUGGGCCCGUACGGGCAAUCGCAGCCCAGCUGCUUCGACAGAGUAAAGAUGGGUUUCAUGAUGGGCUUUGCAGUGGGCAUGGCAGCGGGAGCGCUGUUCGGAACGUUUUCCUGCCUCAGGAUCGGCAUGAGAGGACGAGAGCUGGUGGGAGGAGUCGGCAAAACGAUGAUGCAGAGUGGUGGGACGUUUGGGACAUUCAUGGCUAUCGGCAUGGGAAUCCGCUGCUAACCUGGAGCGAGGGUCCCAGCCCGGAGUGCCCCUGCCCAGCAUUCCUCCUCUGUACCAUAAUAAAGUGUUUGGAUACCCGGAA
Messenger RNA from Neopsephotus bourkii (Bourke's parrot), 471 nucleotides. It is a transcript of the gene ROMO1, whose product is annotated as reactive oxygen species modulator 1. Gene Ontology annotation, cellular component: TIM23 mitochondrial import inner membrane translocase complex. NCBI's taxonomy places the organism in Eukaryota, Metazoa, Chordata, Aves, Psittaciformes, Psittacidae. Gene Ontology annotation, biological process: protein insertion into mitochondrial inner membrane; protein import into mitochondrial matrix. The record is from RefSeq and is a predicted model, not a curated record. Bases 150 to 389 code for a protein of 79 amino acids. The transcript is spliced from 3 exons.